CGGAGAUCGAUGGUUAGAAUCCCCGUUGUAUUUGGACACCAGUGGAGUUUGCAUCCUCGCCUGUUACUUUUUUUUUUUUUUUUGCCGGGGGGAGGGGGAUUGGACGUUACAGUUAUUGUUCAUUUGUCAGUUGUGUCCCGUGAUUGGCUGGCAACCAGUCUCAGUUUGGGCAUCUUGCCCAAAGCCGGCUCGGAUUGGCUACCACUGACCCAAUGAGAACGAGCGAUAUAGAAAGUUGGAGGAUCGUACAUAUUCCCGACCAAUCAAUGCAGACGAUGGUACGUUCGUGACGUAGGCAGUACUUUUGUGGAGAUUUAAAUUUGAAGAAAAAUUAUAACGUGCUCUUCAUCGAACGUUAAGGUAGCAUAUUCUAGCUGAUCCACCUGAGCAUCAGAACAAUCACACUUUGGAAGAUUAGGUAGAGACCUUCAAGAAUGGAGCAGCUUCUGCACACUUUCCAGGGUGCCAUCGAGGGGAUGACAUGGGAGCAGAUCAGCAGCACCCUUAUGGAGGUUAUUGCAGACUGCUCGCCUCCUCCUACUCCUCCUUGCCCCCUGGAACCUGCUCAACUGGACUCAUACAACCUAAGACCUUUAACAAUGGAGCAGCUUGUGAACACAUUCCAGGGUGCCAUCGAGGGGAUGACAUGGGAGGAGAUCAGCUGCACCCUUAUGGAGGUUAUUGCAGACUGCUCACCUCCUCCUACUCCUACUCCUCCUUGCGCCCUGGAACCUGCUCAACUGGACUCGUACAACCAAAUGUCCACCACAGCCGCCAAUACGCUGCACUCAGGCAUCAACCUGUCGUUAAAAAAUCUCUAUCCCAUCAGGACGAUAAUGGUGGUCUAUGAGAUCUUGCCAGCCCCUCGAGUCACUGCACCUGCACCAAAACCCUCCAAGGCAAAACCAUCUUUCUGCAGAAGGAGGAAGAGGCAUGAAAAAGAGGACCACAUUAAGAAACCGCCCAAUGCCUUCAUGAUGUUCUUGAAAGAGAACAGGCAAAGCGUGGCGGCGGGCAUGAACGUCAAAAGGAGCACCGAAGUCAACACCAUCCUAGGCCAGAUAUGGAGAUCAAUGACAAUGGAUGAACAGAAUAAAUAUUAUAUAAUGGCAGAUGAGGAGCUACGUCGCAGGAGGAGCAGUAGCAGCACUUAGACGGCAUGAAAUAUUGGCUUGCCAAGAUUAAUCGGGCCGUGGCUAUGAUUUGCCGGAAGUGACUGCAAAACAUGUCAUACAUGACUGCCACCCCCCAUCAUCAUCACCCACCCUACCCGGCCACCAAUAAAGGUCCGACAGGAUGCUCACCAACAACAAUAGCAACAACAGCAAUAGUUAACAGUUUCAGCUCAUAAUUAAAAACACCGUUGUUUAAGGCCACAACCACUAGUGGAGCUUCUUGGUAGAGUUAUACAUAAUGUACAGGUUUGUAUUUUGUUCAUAUUCUGGUGUCUUUUUUAUGUAUAAAUGUAUAUAGUUUUGAGAGUGUGUUGAGGGAAGAGAGAGUUUGGCAGUUAGUAUUUGAAAAACGUGUGCACCGCAUAUAAAUAUAUAAUCAUAUUGUAUUUAUUCCUUUUUAUGCUUAUACUGUAUAUACAUAUUAUAUUAUAUUUUGUACUU
Molecule: messenger RNA, 1616 nt
Organism: Entelurus aequoreus (snake pipefish)
Lineage: Eukaryota; Metazoa; Chordata; Actinopteri; Syngnathiformes; Syngnathidae
Product: protein pop-1-like
Exons: 7
Coding region: 435-1154 (239 amino acids)
Biological process (GO): canonical Wnt signaling pathway; regulation of transcription by RNA polymerase II
Cellular component (GO): beta-catenin-TCF complex
Molecular function (GO): RNA polymerase II cis-regulatory region sequence-specific DNA binding; DNA-binding transcription factor activity, RNA polymerase II-specific
Source: RefSeq, a predicted model, not a curated record